CACCCCUCGACAAACUAGACAAUAAUACUAAUACUUAUACUAAUAAUGCUCAAUGCUAAUCACAUAUUAAAAUCAAUACUCCAUCGAAGUAGAUAUUUAUUGUCAAGUCAAAGAAAUGAGCUCCACACCAGUGUAAAGUGUGAUAAACUUGCUCGUACUAGAUCUGAGCUGUGCGAGGCUAACAAAGUUGUCAUUAAGUUGGGCAGUGCAGUUGUCACGAAACCGGAUAAAAGUGGUCUUGCUUUGGGACGUUUAGCGGCUAUUGUAGAACAGAUUGCGGAACUUUGUCAUCAGGGACGACAAUGCCUUCUCGUUACCAGUGGAGCAAUAGCCCUAGGUCGACAUCAUCUUGAAAUUGAUGAAAAGAAAAGUAGUCGAGGCGCUCGUGCAGCUAUUGGUAUGGCAGAAAUGGUCACUUUAUAUGACCAUUUGUUUGAACAAUGUGAUCUGAGAACAGCAGCUAUGUUACUUACACCUGUAGACUUUGAUGAUGACCAGCGGCGAGCAUAUUGGCGAACAGCACUUCAAGAUUUAUUGAAUCAAGGUGUUGUACCUAUAAUCAAUACAAAUGAUGCUGUAGCUUGGACUAAAGAAAAUGCUGAAGGUAAAGACUCUAAAGUAAGUCCUUUGAACGUGAUAAUAUUAUUGGUGUAG
Trichobilharzia szidati is the source of this 654-nucleotide messenger RNA. The record is from the annotation of a GenBank genome assembly. Lineage: Eukaryota; Metazoa; Platyhelminthes; Trematoda; Strigeidida; Schistosomatidae.